AUGGCUCCUUCUAAGAUUGCCCAAACAGCAAUGCUUGCCUCAAGAAAUUUGAGGAAAGCAGGCCAAUAUCAGGCCAUGAGAAUGAUGGAACGUAAUGCUGCCACUACUGCUGGAACACAAACCAUGACUGUCAGAGAUGCUUUGAACUCUGCCAUGGCUGAAGAAUUGGACCAUGAUGAUGAUGUGUUUUUAAUGGGUGAAGAAGUUGCCAAGUAUAAUGGUGCUUAUAAGAUUUCUAGAGGUUUAUUGGAUAGAUUUGGUGAAAGAAGAAUCAUUGAUACCCCAAUCACUGAAAUGGGUUUCACUGGUUUGGCCGUUGGUGCUGCAUUACAUGGAUUGAAACCAAUUGUUGAAUUUAUGACCUUCAAUUUCGCUAUGCAAUCCAUUGAUCAAAUCAUUAACUCAGCCGCAAAGACCUUUUACAUGUCUGGUGGUACUCAACCAUGUAACAUUACUUUCAGAGGUCCAAACGGUGCUGCUGCUGGUGUUGGUGCUCAACACUCUCAAUGUUACGCUGCCUGGUACGGUUCUAUUCCCGGUUUAAAGGUUCUUUCUCCUUAUUCUGCUGAAGAUUACAGAGGGUUAUUUAAGGCUGCUGUUAGAGACCCUAACCCCGUGAUCUUUUUAGAAAAUGAAAUUGCUUAUGGUGAAUCUUUUGAAAUUUCUGAAGAAUCUUUAUCACCAGAUUUUGUCAUCCCAAUUGGUAAGGCUAAGAUUGAAAAGGAAGGUACUGAUCUUACCAUUGUUUCCCAUUCAAGAAAUGUCAAGCAUGCACUUGAAGCUGCCGAAGAAUUAGAAAAGUCUGGUGUUAAGGCCGAAGUUAUUAAUUUGAGAUCUAUUAAGCCUUUGGACGUUCCAACCAUCAUUGAAUCUGUUAAGAAAACCAACCAUUUGGUUACUGUUGAAGCUGGUUUCCCAGCUUUCGGUGUUGGAUCUGAAAUCUGUGCUCAAAUAAUGGAAUCUGAAGCCUUUGACUAUUUGGAUGCUCCAGUUGAAAGAUGUACUGGUUGUGAAGUUCCAACUCCUUACGCUAAGGAAUUAGAAGAUUUUGCUUUCCCUGAUAAGGAAAUUGUUCUUAGAGCUUCAAGAAAGGUUUUGGAACGUGAUGAAGCCAAUAACUUUGUUAGGUUUGACGAAGAGAAUGACGGUCUAAUACCAAUAGCCAAUAGUGAAAAGACAUCCACAACCAUCAAGUUACAACCUCAAGAUAGACCAGCCUUUUUUAUGUUGGUUAUACUAUACAUGCUUCAAGGUGUACCUGUAGGGUUGGCGUUUGGGUCUAUUCCCUUCCUUUUGAAGGCUAAGCUAUCAUAUUCACAGGUUGGAGUAUUUAGUCUUGCAGCAUAUCCUUAUAGUUUAAAGUUACUUUGGUCACCGAUUGUUGAUGCCCUAUACUCGCCUAAGAUAGGACGUAGGAAAUCAUGGAUUAUCCCCAUUCAAACCAUUUCAGGGUUAACGUUGAUUUAUUUGGGGUCAUUUAUUGAUUCGAUACUUGAAAACCCUCAAGAUCAUUUGUCAACUAUAACUGGAUGUUUCUUCAUGUUGGUGUUUUUCUGUGCCACUCAAGAUAUUGCUGUUGAUGGUUGGGCAUUGACAUGCCUUUCAAAGGACUCAUUGAGUUAUGCAUCCACGGCUCAAACGAUUGGGAUGAAUACGGGUUACUUUUCAAGUUUCACCAUCUUUCUUGCCCUUAGUUCACCUGAUUUCGUUAAUAAAUACAUCAGAUCAGCGGCUAAUGCUAAACCAGAACCAUUGAUCACUUUGGGAAGUUAUUUGUUCAUUUGGGGUUGGAUGUUUCUUUUCGUCACUUUCCUUGUGUUCUUUGUUCCAGAACAACCAAGUCAUUUACAAACCUUGUCAGCUCCAUUUACCACUGAAAAACAACUUUAUAAUCAUCCCAAAUCCACAUGGGAAGAGUUAAAGAAUGUUUACGUUGCAAUGUACCAUGUUUUGAAGUUACGGAACGUUCAGAUGUUGAUUUUAAUCCUCUUGAUUGCCAAAUUUGGGUUCCAGGUCAAUGAAGCAGCCACAAACUUAAAGCUAAUUGAAAAGGGGCUAUCAAAGGAAGACUUAUCAAUUUCAGUGUUGAUCAAUUUCCCAUUUGAAAUGUUUAUUGGUUAUUAUGCUGGUACCUGGGCUCAAGGCAAAUCACCUUUGAAACCCUGGAUUUAUGGAUUUGCUGGUAGAUUAUUGGUGGCCCUGGCCGCUCAAGUUCUUGUGUAUUGUUUCCCGUCAGAUGGAGUAGUAACCCCAACGUAUUUUGCAGCCAUCAUCUUACAUCAUUUGUUGUUAUCGUUUGUGCUGACGGUACAGUUUGUUUCCUUGUGUGCCUUCUUUAACACCAUUGCUGAUCCAGUCAUUGGAGGUACGUAUAUGACCACUUUAAAUACCGUGUCCAAUUUCGGGGGUACAUGGCCGAGAUUCUUUAUUUUUGUUUUGAUUGAUAAGUUCACCGAUGCGGUUUGUCUGACCGGAAGUGUUGUUCUCAAUGAGAUCGAUAAGGAAACCUGUGUCAAAGCUGGAGGCCAUGUUAAUGUGUUCCGAGAUGGAUACUAUUACGCCAAUUUCAUCUGUGUUGCUUGUGGAGCCAUCAUAUUAAUAUGGGUAAGAAAGAAGGCUAUUUAUCUCCAAAGUUUACCUCCCAGUGCAUGGAGAAUGAAGGGACAAGACUGA
Messenger RNA from Lizanozyma spartinae, 2673 nucleotides. It is a transcript of the gene PDB1, whose product is annotated as pyruvate dehydrogenase (acetyl-transferring) subunit E1 beta. Gene Ontology annotation, cellular component: membrane. Gene Ontology annotation, biological process: pyruvate decarboxylation to acetyl-CoA. NCBI's taxonomy places the organism in Eukaryota, Fungi, Ascomycota, Pichiomycetes, Serinales, Debaryomycetaceae. Gene Ontology annotation, molecular function: acetyl-CoA transmembrane transporter activity; pyruvate dehydrogenase (acetyl-transferring) activity. The record is from RefSeq and is a predicted model, not a curated record. The coding region runs from base 1 to 2673 and encodes 890 amino acids. The transcript is spliced from 3 exons.